AGCCAGUCUCACGGACACAAUGCGUCCGACAGAGUUGCUGCAUCAACACUUCCCUGUUCUGCUGCAGUGGCCAGAAAUAAACCAUAAAUAGCCCUGUGAUGACGGGACCAGCACACAGCGGCACUGGGAUUCAGGAUAUUGCACAGAGCAACAGGCAUCGUCAUGACUGAACCGCAGAGCGCGCCAGAACAGAUGGCUGCUGGGAAGAGCCAAGGAGGAGGAGCAGGCGGGAAGAACAAGCUCAUAGUCUUUGAACUGGAGAACUUCCAGGGGCAGAAGGCGGAGUAUUCCGCGGAAUGCAAAGACGUGACGGAGAAGGGCUUCGAGAAAGUGGGCUCUGUCAUCGUGGAGUCUGGACCAUGGGUCGGGUUUGAGAGGCAGGGCUUUGCGGGUGAGCAGUUUGUCCUGGAGAAGGGCGAGUACCCACGCUGGGACACCUGGUCAAACAGCCACGCCAGCUACAGCCUCAUGUCUGUCCGGCCACUGCGAGUUGACAGCGCAGAGCACAAGAUCCACCUCUUCGAGAACGCCGGCUUCAACGGGCGCAAGAUGGAGAUCGUGGACGAUGACGUGCCCAGCCUGUGGGCCCACGGCUUCCAGGACAGGGUGGCCAGCGUGAAGUCACUCAACGGAACGUGGGUGGGCUACAUGUACCCAGGAUAUCGGGGGCGUCAGUUUGUCUUCGAGAAGGGCGAAUUCAAGCACUGGAAUGACUGGGAUGCCAACCUGCCUCAGAUCCAGUCUAUCCGACGGGUACGCGACAUGCAGUGGCACAAGCGAGGCUGCUUCCAGGUCCCUGCCGACCCCCCGGCACCCACCCCCAUCCCCAUCAUCCCCACCCCCCCCACUGCGGGCAGCAGCUGAAGGAGAGCAGAGCCGCCCUGCCCCCCCUCCCUCCCCGCCAGUGCCUGUGGCAGGGGCACCAAGAAGAGACGCAUACACAAGUGACCCGGCGCCCGCCUGGAUCCCUGUGCAAACACACACCUCUCAAUAAAGAUCCUUCAAAAGACA
Molecule: messenger RNA, 1011 nt
Organism: Acipenser ruthenus (sterlet)
Lineage: Eukaryota; Metazoa; Chordata; Actinopteri; Acipenseriformes; Acipenseridae
Product: beta-crystallin B3-like
Exons: 6
Coding region: 163-864 (233 amino acids)
Biological process (GO): lens development in camera-type eye; visual perception
Molecular function (GO): structural constituent of eye lens
Source: RefSeq, a predicted model, not a curated record